AUGGAAAUUCCUCAGAAGGGAGGAAAUUCAUUUGAUAGAAAAAAAGUGAAGAAGAGAAAACAGUACUUCUUUUUUACAAACAUCAGACGGGCGGAAAUAAUAAAAGGGAAGGGGCGAGAGCAAUACAAAAGCCGCCGUCCCUUCCGCUGCAACGAUUAUGACGCAAAGGACAUCGUCAUCUUGGAGGGAUUGGAAGCUGUGAGGAAGAGACCUGGCAUGUACAUCGGGAACACAGACGUGAAAGGCCUCCACCAAAUACUGUUCGAAAUUAUUGACAAUUCGGUAGACGAAUACAAUAACUUUGAGUGUAACGAAAUUAAAAUUGUUAUUCACCAAGACGAGAGUGUUACGAUAGAGGACAAUGGAAGGGGCAUACCCUGUGAUGUUCAUGAGAAGACCAAAAAGUCGGCUUUAGAAACCGUUCUGACUGUUUUGCAUUCCGGGGCGAAGUUUGUCGAUGACGAAGCUGAUGCGCAGUUGGAGGGGGGAAGCUCCGUGGGGGGCCUCAGCGAUGGAGGCGGGGAAGACCAACGGGGCGCAACGGGGGAGCAUAAGGGGGAGCACAAGGGGGAGCAGAAGGCCAAGGCAAGAGUGGCGGAAAGGGGGGCGGAAAAGUUGGACGAAAAAAAAUCCCCCCAAAAAACCCCAAAGGAAGCUCCCCAGAAAAGCCCCUCCCAAAUGUACAGAUUCUCGUCCGGCCUCCACGGAGUCGGCCUGUCCGUUGCCAACGCCCUGAGCAGCUUCAUGAAGGUGAAGGUUUUCAGAAGGGGCAAAAUCCACAGCAUCGAAUUGGAAAAGGGAAAAGUAGUAACCCCGCUAAGUGUUCGGGACUGCCCAGUUAGCAAGCGAGGAACGCAGAUACAUUACAGGCCGGACCCCACCAUUUUUAAGAACACCAUCAGGCAUAACGCGGAGAUGAUCAGAAAUAGGAUCCACCAACUGGCCUACCUGAACGACAGGCUUAGUUUCUACUUUUACGAUGAGAGGGCGGCCAAGAAAGCGGCGGCGGAAGCGGAAAACGCGGCAAACGCGGCAGAUUUGGCAGAUGUGGCAGACCAUGCGGGGAACACCGCUGAGCACAACAACCUAGACUUCUACCCCUACGAAGUGAUAAAGCACGAGGGGGGGCUGGACGAGUACAUGGAAAGCCUAACGAAAAAUAAAGCAAGCCUGUUCAAAGACAGCAAUAAAGUUAUUAGCAUCACUUGUCACCAUAAAAAUGUUCAUAUCGAUUUAAGAUUGAAGUGGACGCAAGGUGAGUACCAUGAGCACAUCAUCAGUUUUGUGAAUAAUGUAAAUACGACCGAUGGGGGGACCCACGUAGACGCGAUGAAGUAUGCCAUAAGCAGGUGUGUAAAUUUUAAUAUAAAAAAAAACGAGGCAACAAGAAAUUUUGUUAACAUCCCAGGAGAGUACAUAAGGGAAGGAAUGACGGCCAUUUUGUCGAUCAAAAUGAAUAACCCAGAAUUUGAGGGACAGACCAAAACUAAACUCGGUUCCCACUUUUUAAAACCCAUUUUGGAAAGUGCCAUUUUUGAAAAGUUGUCUGAAAUUUUCGAUUUCGAACCAAAUUUGCUCAACACAAUUUAUUUGAAGGCAUUACAAGCUAAGGCAAGUGAUGAGGAGGCUAAGGCGGCCAGGGAUUUAAUUAGGUCAAAAAAUAAUCAGUGCUAUGCCACCAUCUUGCCAGGAAAAUUAGUCGACUGUAUAAGUGAUGAUAUAAAUCGAAAUGAAAUUUUCAUCGUCGAGGGAGACAGUGCUGCUGGAAGUGCUAAGCAAGCCAGGAACAGAGAGAUACAGGCGAUUCUCCCUUUAAAGGGAAAAAUACUUAACGUAGAAAAAAUUAAAAAUAAUAAAAGGAUAUUUGAAAACUCAGAAUUGAAGUCUCUCAUAACGGCCAUCGGGUUGAGCGUCAGUUGUGAAAACAGCAAAAUAGCCAAGGGGAAAAGCACCAUCAAUAGUAAAAAAAAAGAUCUCAAAAAGAAGUAUGAUUUGAGAAGCGGCAAAAAGGAAAAUGCUCAAGUUAACAACGCACUGGUGAGUAAGAAGAAGAACCCCCUUUUUGAUACCCCCCUGAGGUAUGGGAAAAUUAUCAUCAUGACGGAUGCUGACGUCGAUGGGGAACACAUACGAAUACUGCUCCUUACCUUUCUCUACAGAUUUCAGAAAAAUAUUAUUCAAAAUGGAAACGUCUUUGUUGCCUGCCCACCCUUAUACAAAGUCACAUACAACCGAUUUUUUGACGCCACCAUAAAGGAGACAGUAAUGAAGCAGUUCAACGUGAGUACGAAGAAUUCUAAGACCCUCAUUCAUACAUACUCGGAUGACGAGUUAAAUGUCCUGCUGGGGCUGUUGGACAAGGAUAGGUCUUCUCACGCGGAGCACAGGAGCGCCCAGUUGGGGAGGGGAAAACCUACCCGCGGGGGGAACCUCCCAAGUGACGACCGUGGUAGCGGUUUGGCCGGUUUGGCCGACUUGAACUUUGGGUACAACGGCGCUGAUGAGGUGACGAAAGAGGGGGAGCUCAGCACGGAUGACUCGAGUGUAGCGAACACUGAGAAUGCCGAUCCCGCCGCCAACAGCGCAUUUUUCACCUUCUCCAAGCGGUACGAAAUACAGCGGUUCAAGGGGCUCGGGGAGAUGAUGGCCGACCAACUGUGGAGCACCACCAUGGACCCGCGCGUGCGCAAGCUGAUCAGGGUGACCGUCAGCGACGCCAUGCGGGCCAACAACUUGAUCUUCUCCCUCAUGGGGGAGGACUCCAAGUUGCGCAAAAGCUUCAUUCUGGAGAAUUCGCCCGCGCCGGGGUGA
Messenger RNA from Plasmodium vivax (malaria parasite P. vivax), 2811 nucleotides. Its product is annotated as DNA gyrase subunit b, putative. The record is from RefSeq and is a predicted model, not a curated record. The transcript is spliced from 2 exons. Gene Ontology annotation, molecular function: DNA binding; DNA topoisomerase type II (double strand cut, ATP-hydrolyzing) activity; ATP binding. NCBI's taxonomy places the organism in Eukaryota, Apicomplexa, Aconoidasida, Haemosporida, Plasmodiidae. Gene Ontology annotation, biological process: DNA topological change. The coding region runs from base 1 to 2811 and encodes 936 amino acids.